Molecule: messenger RNA, 1455 nt
Organism: Adineta ricciae
Lineage: Eukaryota; Metazoa; Rotifera; Eurotatoria; Adinetida; Adinetidae
Source: the annotation of a GenBank genome assembly
AUGCCUGGCAGAGAUCCGAAGCGUAAUCAACAGGGUAAUUAUGGUAGUUAUGGAUAUUCAAAUGCUCGAGGUGGUGGUGCGCCGCGAAAUCAUGUGAUACCAAACGAGCCUCCUUUUACGGCCUAUAUUGGUAAUGCACCUGAUUCGAUGGUCCAAGGCGAUUUCGAAACUCAUCUAUUUGUUGGUCUGAAAAUAAAACAAGUUCGAUUAGUACGUGAUCGACAAACGGAUCGAUUUCGAGGUUUUGCUUACGUGGAUUUCGAAGAUGCAGAUUCUUUACGUCGUGCAAUUGAUUUGGAUGGAACAUGUAUCAAUGAUCGUCCAAUCCGUAUUGAUGUUGCUGUUCGACCAUUGGGCGCAACAAAACCAGAAGGUUUCCGCAAGAAACCUGGUUUCGAAGCUGGCGAUAAUCGUCGUCGUAAUCCAUCAGGUAAUAGCAGUACCGUUCCACGUUAUAGUGGUCGAAGCAAUAGCAAUUACUAUCCACCAGAAACUCCACACAAUGUGGAAGACGGAUAUCAUGAUGAUUAUGCCGUUUCUGGACGCACUCGUCAACCAUCGGGCUCGACACAUCAAGUCUCGAAUGAUGAUGUUUUUAUUGCGCCUGACACUCCUGCGUCGAAUGAGGACGGUGUCGAUCAAGAAACUACGACUAUGACUCGACAACAGAGUCGAAAUUGGGCUGAUUGUCCAAUCGAUGAAUCGGUUACAGAGUCAUCUCCGCCACCAAGUGUCCAUAAUACAUUUACGAACGAUGAAUUUCAAGUCGUUCGUAACAAAAAUGUCAAAUCACAUCCAAAUCAAUAUUCUUCAUCAGGUCCCAUGGGUGGUAAUCAAUCAAGUCGUGGUCGCAAUAAUGGAAACUUCUAUCGUGGUGGUGGUGCUUCAAAAACGUCGGGCGGUCGCGGUUUCUACGACCAAUUUUCAUCUCAAUAUUCCGAUCAAUCUCAACAAUUCUACCAUUAUCAACAUGGACAUCCACCCUCUUUACAUACAGGCAUGUCCUAUCAUAUGAACAACAGUAAUAACAACAACAAUCAUUCGCAUCACCGACAACGUGUUAAUUCCAACCGUUCGAACCAGAAUAAUCGAAAUUAUGCUGAUAAUGACAAACGUUCAACUAAAGGUCUUAGCGAGAGUUCAACUGAUCAUGAUAGCACUUCCGUCUCAGCCGAAAAUCGACCACGAUUGCAAUUGUUACCUCGAUCACAAAAGCUUUCGUCUUCAACUGAUGAUAACCAAACGCCUGAACCGGUUUCAAGAAGUGCCAAUAUAUUCGGUUCUGGCAAGCCGCGCGAUGAACGUGAUCCAAAACUGAUGGAAUUAACCAAACAUAUCGAAGAAGUAGUUGAGAAAGAACAACAUGUUCCUCGAACAAAGUCAACUGCAUCUAAUGAAUCCACAGAAGGUGUUGCCAAACCGGUACGAAUCUUGACAGCAUCAACUGGCUCAUAG